UAAUAGAAGUGGUAAUAUUUCUAAGCAACAGCUGCUCAAAAAUUGUAAAUAAACUGCUGUGAUAAGACUUUAGGAAAUUAUUUUAAAUUAAACACGUAGCACCAAUUGGAUAUGGAUUUAAAAACAGCAGCUACACGUUACCUUGUUGAAUUGCAACAGAAAUGGUUAAUGCUACAAAACACCGACAAUGUAUUUGCAUACAACUUAAAUGUAACAAAAUCUAGAUAUCUGCCGGGGCAAAAAAUAAUCUACAUGGAAUAUAAUCCGCAGCGUACACGUCUACGUAGAUUACCACAAACUAUUAGCAGUUUAAAACCCGUAUUCAAUGAAGAGGCUUUCAAUUUCAAAAAGAUUAAACCUUUGGAGUUGUUAAUGAGCAUACCAUAUGAGGAUAUAGUUAUUUCAAUGAUAAUCAAUAAGAGUCCGCUAACACGUUAUCAUACAUUAGUAUGUCCAGAUGUAGCGGCAGGACAACCCCAACGCUUGACGCUGCCAGCUUUGAGUUUUUGCGUAAAAUUUUUACUAAACUUAGCAGAUGAGGAAAAAGCAUUUCGUAUUGGUUACAAUAGUCCUGGUGCCUUGGCAUCGGUUAAUCACCUACAUUUACAUAUACUCUAUGUUACAGCAGAUUUAUAUGUUGACAAAGCGGAAUUGGAAUUAUUGCAAAGCACAAAUAUUUACCGUUUAAGUGAUAAAAUGCCAACAGAGGCUAUAUGCUUUAUUUUCAACAAAACUACUGACGAAGCGGCUUUAAAUGCACAAAUACAAAAACUGUUUAAUUUCAUUAUAUGGCUGUGUGAACACGAUAUACCGCACAAUUUAUUUUUAACGCCUAAUCGAAGUGCAUGUUUUGGAAAUGUUUUGAAAGUUUUUGUAUCUUGCCGCAAAGCAUUUUGCUACGUAAAGGACUUGAAUACCUAUAAUAUUGGAUUUUGUGAGGUGUCCGGUUAUGUGACAGUGGGAGAUGAACAACUGUAUGAAAGUCUCACAGAACAAGAGGUGCUAGCUAAAAUACAAAGUGAAACUGGUGAAGUGUAUAAAGAAAUUUACGAAUAUUUUAAAGCGUAAAAACCAUAUCAAGCAAUUAUUUUUGCUACAGUAAAACUUUUACCCUGAUCGUUUUUACUAAUUGCUUUAGUAUUUAGUUUAAUACUAUAAUCAACAGCAGCCUCGUUUCCUUGAUAUUUCACUACUUUGAGCAAAUCAGGUAGCUUGUCCUCGGCGAUACAAUUACAAAUGGUAUUAAAGAACUUCAACAUAUGGUGCAAAUUGUGACUGAAAAUAAAUAAAAAUUGAUUUAUUACCACA
Molecule: messenger RNA, 1308 nt
Organism: Zeugodacus cucurbitae (melon fly)
Lineage: Eukaryota; Metazoa; Arthropoda; Insecta; Diptera; Tephritidae
Product: GDP-D-glucose phosphorylase 1
Exons: 5
Coding region: 112-1068 (318 amino acids)
Biological process (GO): glucose metabolic process
Cellular component (GO): cytoplasm
Molecular function (GO): GDP-D-glucose phosphorylase activity
Source: RefSeq, a predicted model, not a curated record